Saccostrea echinata is the source of this 1527-nucleotide messenger RNA. RefSeq lists its product as uncharacterized. Lineage: Eukaryota; Metazoa; Mollusca; Bivalvia; Ostreida; Ostreidae. Bases 271 to 1386 code for a protein of 371 amino acids. The record is from RefSeq and is a predicted model, not a curated record. The transcript has 2 exons.
UUUUCGUAAACGUCACUUCCGAGAUAAUGUGAAUAGUACUGCGCAGCCGCCAAGUCAUUGAACUGCAAGUAGCCGGAGCGAGUAGACGUGGUCUUACUUGCUCGAUCAUUAUUGAUAUAUUUUUACAUAUUGACGAGGUCAAUAUACUCUUAGAACUUUUUCAGAGUUCAUUAUCGUUUCUGACGUGGUCAGAUCAGUUUUCGGGGGCGAUUUUGUCUGACGUGGUCAGAUAUUUUUUCAUCGGUUUUGAAAGUUCAAACCACGUGCGUCAUGGCGGACGUUCCUAACCCUGACGAUGAUAAAGCACCGGUCAAGGGAAAGAAAAAAGCCCCGAACAAAUCAUCGUCUUCGGAGAAGACACCGUCUAACUUACGUUCGUCGUCGAGUUCGUCGACUUCGACUGGCACUUCCACGUGUUCUCGUGGUCAUGGCGGAGGACAUGAUAGUUCCGCGCCAAAUAACGAGAAUGAGAUUCUCAACAUAUUAAAAGCGAUUCAAGAGAAUCAAAAGAAACAAGACGAUCGUAUGACAGAGCUAGAAAAUCUGUAUGAUUAUGAUUACCAAGAAUAUGAAGAUCGUCAGGACGAUACCCCGGAAGAACCGGGUACUUCCGGUGAAGCGGCUUCGAGGAAGCGCGCAUUAGACGAGAUUCUGACUGAUACGGAAAACAAGUACGUCAAUGCCGGUAAGAAACUUAAAGUUAAAGAGACUUGUGAUAAACCGAUUGAUGAUGAACUAGCUAAUCUCGUGACAGAUUGGUUCCGAGAGGGAAUCGAGGAAGAACGAUAUAAUGAACUUCUGAAAACGACAAAUCGUCCUGAAAACUGUUCAGCAUUAGUGACUGUGAAAACUAACCAAAUGGUUUGGGAUUUUUUGAGCCCAACUACAAAAUCUUCCGAUAAGAAGAUGCAAAAUGUUCAGACUUCGUUGAUCAAGGGUGCUUGUGCACUCACUAAAAUGACUUAUUUGCUCGGUAAGUGUGACAAUCCCGAGAUUUUAGACCUUUUGGGAAAUGCUAUGGAAUCAUUGGCAUUGCUGGGGCAUGCCAACAGACAGUUGUGUAUGUUGCGUAGAGAAUUUAUGAAACCUGAUAUGAAGGGUGAAUAUACUCACCUUUGUAGUCAUAAUUUAAAGUAUACAGACUAUUUGUUUGGUGACGAUGUCCCUAAAACUGUAAAAGACAUCACAGAUUGUUCCAAAAUCAGCAACAAAAUUGGUAUCGGAUAUAGAGGGAGCUUCCGUGGUCGCUUUAUGAGGGGACGAUCACGUGGACGCUUUGUCCGAGGAGCUGCAAGGGGUCGUGGAUCCUACUCGAAUGCUGCAUCCUUCUCAUCUGAUUCAAAAAACUACCAACGAAGAGGCUUGCAGAGUCGCCUCCAGAAGUAGUUGAAAAGCCUCAUUGGACGUGUGGUGAGGAAGAUUUGUCAGGACCAAGCAGAGUGUGUACUGGUGGCUCCAGUGUGGCCAACACAGCCAUGGUUCAAUCGUGUGUUAGAAAAACUGGUGGAUCAUCCGGUGAUUUUACCU